This is a messenger RNA of Pelodiscus sinensis (Chinese soft-shelled turtle), 1633 nucleotides long. Lineage: Eukaryota; Metazoa; Chordata; Testudines; Trionychidae. The record is from RefSeq and is a predicted model, not a curated record.
CUUGACUCUUUCUUAAUUGCAUUGUCGGCUUCUGUCGCAUUAAAUGGCACAUAUCAUUCUUUUUCUGCUGUAGCCCGUAAAAAGCAGAAGUGGUCUAUGGAUCCUAGAAACAGCGCCUGGAGUAAAGAUGAAUCCAAGUUUGGCCAGAAGAUGUUGGAAAGAAUGGGCUGGUCCAAAGGAAAGGGUCUUGGGGUUCAGGAACAAGGGAACACAGAGCACAUCAAGGUUCGAGUGAAAAACAACACCCUUGGUUUAGGAGCAGCCGUAAAUUAUGAGGACAGCUGGCUUGCCCACCAAGAUGACUUCAACCAACUUCUGGCUGAACUGAAUAACUGCCAUGGACAAGCUGAAUCAGAGCCUGCUGGCGAACAGAAGACGACAUUCAGUCUGGAAGAGAAAUCCAGAUCCUCCAGGAAACGAGUUCAUUACAUGAAGUUUGCCAAAGGAAAGGAUCUCUCUUCCCGCAGCGAAGAUGACCUGUCCUGCAUUUUUGGGAAACGACAGACUGUGAAAACUGAGGAGGACAACACCCGUGCGGAUUCUCCAGAAGAGGAUAGAAAUGACCCCCACGACAUGCCCACACCAGUGGACCAGAGCAAUACCGUGACCAGCACCAUGACUGUGCAAGAGUAUUUUGCCAAGCGCAUGGCAAAACGGAAGAAAUUCCCAAAUGAACCAGAGAGUGACUUAGCAGAUCCUCACGUGGCCACAGCUCAAGACUCGGAGUCUUCGCAAGGCCCAAAAAGCAAAUCCAAAAAGAAAAAGAAAAGCCACAAAAAUGUUGAGGCAGAGACCAUGGAGGGCUCUGAAAAACCCAAGGUGAAACCCUCCAUAACAGAUGGCUCGAGGGGAGAACUGGAGACGCCAGACCCGGAGUACCAACCAGGGAAAAAGAAAAAGAAAGCCAAAGGUCGACGCAGAGGGGAAGACAACAGUUGUGAUGGAAACGCUUGUGUUUUCGGAAGGAAUGGAAAGGUUUUCCCCACAACUUCCGACAGGGAAAAUCUUGAAGAAAACUCUGAGGCAAAGCAAAAGAAACCAUAUAAGAAAAAACACAAAAAGCAGAAAAAAGAGGCCGCGGAGUCUGUGCAUGGAGUGCAGAGAAAAAAGAAGAAACAUUCGCCUUAACUCAGCAGUGUCUUGGACUUUGGGAUGAGUGAGAUGUUGACUAUGAAACCUUAUGGAAAUACUAGCCCAGGGGUGGGCAAAAGCCACUCAAUGGGCCAGAUCCAGCCUGUGCAACUGUGCUAGGCCCCACCCCCUAGCGCGUUGCCUGGGAGGUGGAGCCUCAUGAGCCCUUUCAACUGCUAUUUAAAGGGCUCAUUCCUUCUCUAUUGCCUGGCAGAUGUGGGGAAGGCGCGAGCCCUUUAAAUAGAAGCAGUUAAAUAGACGGGCUUGCCUGUCUCCAGCUCUCAGGCAACGCUAGCGAGCCCUUUUAACUAUUUCUAUACAAAGAGCUAGUGCCUCCCGGGUGGCUGUGUUGUCUGGCAGCCACAAGCCCUUUAAAUCGAAGCAACUGAGAGAGCUCGCAGCUCCGGCCCCACACUAGCCCGUUGCCUGGGAGCCAGGGACAUGUGAGCCCUUUCAACGGCUUCUAUUUAAAGGGCUUGCGCCUUCUAUGCCAGGCUCCGCC